Molecule: messenger RNA, 1239 nt
Organism: Peromyscus californicus insignis
Lineage: Eukaryota; Metazoa; Chordata; Mammalia; Rodentia; Cricetidae
Product: interferon-inducible GTPase 1-like
Exons: 1
Coding region: 1-1239 (412 amino acids)
Biological process (GO): cellular response to interferon-beta; defense response
Cellular component (GO): endoplasmic reticulum membrane
Molecular function (GO): GTP binding; GTPase activity
Source: RefSeq, a predicted model, not a curated record
AUGGGUCAGUUAUUCUCUGAUACAUCUAAGGAUGAAGACAGUGGAGAUUUGGAGUCCAGCUUCAUUGCAUAUUUUAAGAAGAUUAAAACAGAAAACAAAAUAAUUUCUCAGGAAACCACCUGUUUAAUACAAUUUCAUCUGAAAAGAGGAAACAUUCAGGGGGCACACUCUGUAAUCAGUGAUGCAUUAAAAAAUAUUGAUAAUGCCCCAAUCAACAUUGCUGUGACAGGAGAGUCUGGAGCAGGGAAGUCCAGCUUCAUCAAUACCCUGAGGGGGGUUGGACAUGAAGAGGAAGAUGCAGCUGAAGUUGGGGUAGUAGAGACAACUAAGUGGAGAACGCCAUACAAACACCCCAAAUUUAAAACUUUGACUUUAUGGGACCUGCCUGGCAUUGGAACUGUGAACUUUCCACCAAAAGAUUAUUUGGAGAAAGUGGAAUUCCAAGAGUAUGACUUCUUCAUUAUUGUUUCUGCCACACGUUUUACAAAACUUGAACUAGACCUUGCCAAAGCAAUCAGAUUCAUGAAAAAGAAUUACUACUUUGUGAGAACCAAGGUGGACACGGAUUUAGACAAUGAAAAGAAAUCCAAACCACGGACCUUUGACAGAGAAAAGAUCCUGCAGCAGAUCAGAAGCUACUGUGUGAAUACCUUUCAUCAGAAUAGCAUGGAAGCACCAGAGAUUUUCUUGAUUUCUAACAACCAUUUAUCUGACUAUGAUUUUCCAGUUCUGAUGGACACCCUGAUAAAGGAUCUUCCUGCUGAAAAGCGCCACAAUUUUAUGCUUUCUUUGCCUAAUAUCACGGAGGCAGCCAUUGACAGAAAGCGCAACUCUAUGCAGCAGACGAUCUGGUUGGAAGCCUUCAAGUCUGGAAUUUUGGCUACUGUUCCUGUAGUGGGCAUCCUCAGGGAUGAUGUGGAGAGGCUGAAAGAGCAGUUAAACUACUAUCAAGACCUCUUUGGAGUGGAUGAUGAAUCCCUGAAAUUCAUGGCUAAGGAAGUGUCUGUUGAACAACUGAAAGAAAUCAUUAAAUCUCCUUAUUUGUUGGACACUAAGAAAGAAGAAACAUUUGGAGAGACAUUUUUGAAAUAUGUGGAGAAAUUUGCCUCAGCUAAUGGUGGGCUCCUUGCUACAGGUCUUUACUUUAGGAAAGCCUUUUACAUGCACCUACUUUUCCUUGACACAGUGACUGAAGAUGCCAAAGUUCUCCUUAGAGAGAUGUUUAAAAAAAAGAACUAG